CAUAUACAAAUAACCAUAAUUAUGAUGAUGAAUUGAAAAAAUAAAAUUAUGUGGUACAAUCGUCAGAUGUUUAUACACAAAACAGGCAGUGCAAUUCCGUAUCAUCAGGCAGUACCCCAGUAACCCUACAAGAGGCUAGUGAUACGGUGUGACGUCAUAACACUGCAACAAAAUAGGUAUAAUCAAUCCAGCCCCAACACGAUGUUGCCAUACCAUUACACAAUUACAAUAAAGUUUAACUCGUUAGAGUGUAUUUUUAGAAGGCCUUGAAUAAGAUUGUCCAUUCAUUGGUUCAACGGAAUUUGCAUAAUCUAACCAUAACAUAGUAACCGAAGUAAAGUAAGACAAAUAAGUGAUCACUGGCUUUUUAUAUAGAAACUUUGACUUGACGAUACGAAUACUUUCUCGCUAGUUGUUCGUGCUUGUUACUGAAUCCUUACUCCCGUCGAGCUCUAACAGAACGUUCAAUUUAUUGAUGUAACAAACUACGACGCGACUCUGCUAUAAAGGCUUAAGUAUAUGAUCAGUCUCGCAGAGUAACAUCAGUCGUUUGUUUACAAUCAGUAAAGUCUCUUGUGUCAGUGAUUUCUUAUCAGUUAUCGCCCAAUUAUUUCUAAUCAAAUAACUUUGUCCCAAAAUAUAUUUAUUUUUAACGAUAAAAAUGGAAUAAAGCCUUUUAACUGCAUUGUUUGCCAAUAUUGGUUAUAAAAACGACUACAAUGUUAAAAAAAAAUAUUAAUAACAUUAUAAUAACCCUAAAGAUAGAGUUAUAUUGAAUUUAUGAAAUAAUACAAAGUGGAAAAUAUUUCAAUUGUUAUAAAUAAAGAAUCGCAAUGCAUGUGACCCGUGUUUUGUUUGUGAUUGGACUGCUUAGUGCAGUGGAAGCAUACAGAAUAUUAGUUGUUUAUCCUUUCCCAAUACGAAGCCUUAAUAUAUUGGGCGAGGGUUUUGUCAGACAUUUCCUGAAUGCAGGCCAUGAGGUCACAUUCGUAACGAGUUACCCUCAGAAAAAUGACAACCCAAGGUUACGUCAAGUUGAUAUUAGCAGCAACAUAUUGGAUAUGGCAGAUGAAGGGUACAGUAUAAGCAAUGUAAUGAACGAAGAAGUAAUCGCGAACGAUAUGAAAAUGUACCAAGAUUUUGCGUUACAAAAUGCAAUCAUGACCCUUAACGAUAAAAACUUUAAACAACUGCUAGAAGACACAACCCAAUCUUUUGACGCCGUGUUAAUAGAUUAUUACGAAACUGAGAUCUAUGCGGGUCUAGCUUAUUUGUAUGAAUGCCCAAUAAUCUGGGCCACAUCAAUGGGACCUCAUUGGCAAGCAUUGCGGCUGAUCGACGAGCCUUCCAACCCGGCAUACACGGCGGACUAUCUGUCCUCAAACGUCGUGCCUUUCACCUUUCAACAGAGAAUCGAGGAGUUGUGGGCACAAAUUAAGUGGACGUGGUGGAAAUGGACAAGUACUCUUCCCCAGGAAAGAAAAGCAUUUCAGGAGAUAUUCCACCAUUUUUUCGAAAAACGUGGAAGCACUUUACCCGACUACGAUAAAAUGAUUUAUAAUUCCUCCCUCGUAUUUAGCAACAGCCAUUGUGCUUUCGGAGAUAUACCAAGCCUACCACAGAACUUGAAACUUAUUGGUGGUUAUUAUAUUGAACAUCCACCGAAACCUUUACCACAGGAUCUUCAAUUUAUAAUGAAUAGCGCUAAGCAUGGAGUAAUAUACUUUAGUAUGGGAUCCACAUGGAAUAGCAAAGAUUUCCCUAAGUCUACUAUCGAGAGUUUACUGAAGGUUUUUGGAAAACUCAAGCAAACUGUAAUUUGGAAAUUCGAAGAUGAAUUGCCUAAUCUUCCUGCCAAUGUGAAGGUAUUAAAGUGGGCGCCGCAAACCAGCAUAUUAGCUCAUCCAAAUUGUCUUCUAUUUAUAACACACGGUGGUCUUUUGUCUUCUACUGAGUCUAUUCAUUAUGGAGUGCCAAUAAUAGGCAUACCGAUAUUGUUCGACCAAUUUGUUAACGUCAACAAAGCGGUGGCAAAAGGAUUUGCGAUAAGGGUACCUUUGGAUUAUAACAUGCCUAAUAAUUUGGAAGUAGCUGUCCAAAAAAUGCUCACCGACCCGAAAUAUAGAAAAUUAGUGAAGAACUUGUCGUCUAUAUACCACAAUAGACCGCUGCUACCAGGGAAAGAAGCCGUUUACUGGGUGGAAUACGUGAUCCAGACAGAAGGUGCCCUGCACUUACGAACGCCCGCGCUUAGUGUAUCCUUCUACCAGAAAUAUUAUCUGGACCUGGUCGCCAUUUUGCUCGCUACAGUAUAUGUUUUAUACAGAAUUAUGAAAAUAUUGCUUUCAAAGAUGAAAAUAUUUUCGAAGAGACCAAAAGAAAAGAAGAAUUGAUAAAUCAAAUUGGAAUAGAUUAAAGUUUUAGCUAUUCAAUAAAUGUAAUGUAUUUCAAUUUAAUUUAAUCAAUGAUGUUUAGUACAUUUGUGAAAAUUCAAUUUAGUUUUAAUUUUUACUAUGUUUUUAUUAAUUAAGAUGAUUC
This is a messenger RNA of Chilo suppressalis (striped riceborer), 2538 nucleotides long. Lineage: Eukaryota; Metazoa; Arthropoda; Insecta; Lepidoptera; Crambidae. The record is from the annotation of a GenBank genome assembly.